AUGAUAAAAAGUCGCAGAAGCCGUCGUGGGAAUGCUAGCAGUAGUAGCAACAGCAUGGAUGGUGGUUGGAACAAGCCAAGCCUGUUUAUGGGAAUGAUGAUUGGCAUGUCGGCCAUGGCCAUGAUUUUGCGAAUACGAGAUUCGACAUCCGAUCUCAAUUAUUGGAAUGACUUGAUGAUUGCUAGUACUACCAAUAGUGAUACGCCCAGCACAACCAGCACAAGCACAAGCACGAGAACACUACAUAAAAAGAACAGUGUCCAAUUACGCCCCGCCCAUCCUGCUUUUUCCGACACGUGGGACGAUUUUCAACGGAUCGAAGCGGAACAAACCGGCCGCGUCGUGGGUCCUCGCACCGAUCCUCCAUUACCCGACCGAAUGGUCCAUUUUCUCGAUCUGACGCAACUCGCCGAACACGAUGCAUUCGCAGCAUCGUGGUUGCAAUCGCGAGAGCAGUUCCAGAGUAUGAAAUUGGACGAUAUUGGAAUUUGCGAAGAUGCGGCCUUUUUUGCGUAUUCGAAAGAUGAUCGAUGGUCCAAAUUGCGCAUGACGGCCGAUUGGCUCGACUUUUCGAUUGAACAUUUGAGUAAGUGGUAUGUCAUGAUGAAUCCAUACGACAAUGAGAUUCCCUUGCAGAAUGCUUUGAAAAAAUUGGAACACUAUGUCCAAAGAGGCCCUCAGUAUCCCGUACCCAAAGAACCGGCACUACAACAAACCAUUGCCGUUAUUGCGUUCAUGGCAUACAAGAAUAAAAUGGCACAAGAAAAAGCCAAUCAACUUACGACACGCAAUUUAGCAGCAACGGUGGAAUCCUUGCGACGAGCCGGUAUGGGACGGGUCGUCGUCGUGGGCAUGAAGGGAGAUGACGAUCGCAAAUUGGCACAAGAAGCGUUUGCAUUGGUCCAAAAGUCCGUCGGGAGUGGCAUUCAACAAACCAAAUAUGGAAGUGAUAUCACACAGGUGGGACACAUGCAAGUGGCGUUUUGUGAUGGACGUCCCGAAGAUUCCAAAACCCAAUUUGUCGAUGUCAAUGUCCCCAAGGCGGCAUUGGUGGGAUUGCGGAAUGCCUUUUUGGCCGCCGAACGGGGUGACGUGGAUACUGCCAAACCAUUUUUGGGUGACAAUACCACACCCGAUUAUUGGAAAUACGUCUACUUGACAGAACCCGAUUCGAUUCUAAACACGCGUCCCCACACACUCCAAAUGUUGCAACAAUCUGCCGAUUUGGGACGGGUCAUUGUCCCGCAUCGCUUCCAACCCAUUCCCCACGAAACCGAUGUCCACGGAACCCAAAAUCGAGAUUUGUAUUUGCCCCAUGCCGGUGAUUUUUACGGUGUCAUUGAAUUGGAUGCACUUUCGUUGCAUCCGGACAAGUGUUGCGACGAAGCCAAAGGACCGAAAUUCAAACCGGGAUUGCCCCCCAAUUUUCCCGAUUGUGGUAAUUUCUGGUACAUGUGUGGAUUUACAUCGCAUAUUCCCAAAACUGAACGAUCGCACGAUCGACUCAAACAAUACAAACUCAUUCGAUUGUUACAAGGGACGCAGUUCGUCUUGUUGGCCAGUCAAGAACAUGGACGACGGUGUCUGCCGAAACGGGAAAUGAAUGACAAUGUGUGUGCCCUUCCAGAUGUUAAGGCGGCGAGUAGCUAG
This is a messenger RNA of Seminavis robusta, 1650 nucleotides long. The record is from the annotation of a GenBank genome assembly. Lineage: Eukaryota; Bacillariophyta; Bacillariophyceae; Naviculales; Naviculaceae.